AUGCCUUCCUCACCGAAUCAGUCCCUUCACCGACUGAGCGUAGAGAACUCUUGGUUUGCAAUGCGCCCAAUACUCUGGACAUCCCAACACCUCAAUCUUUUGGGCGUUCGCUUCCAGCACUUCAAAGGCCCCCUUCAUGCACCACAACCACGCGGUGACGAUGUUAAAUACCUUGACGCGAUUGAAGUCGUUUACCAUGUCACUCGCCUCGCGACGGUUUCGUCAACCGUAAUGAAGCUCAAGUCUGCCUUGUAUCUUCUUUGUGCUCCAGGAAGCCCUCUUGUGUGCAAGCCAUACGCCGCAAAGUUCUUUUACGCAAAGCGCCCCGUUCACGAAACAUUGUGUCAUGUUCUUCAUGUCGCCAAGGCAGCCUCCAAGAAGCAGCCCCCCGUGACCGGCUACGCAUACUACAAAGCUAUCAACCGGGAGCGACAGAGACGUUUCACUCCUCGGUUGCAUCCAAAUUCCGACAUCAAUCACCCCGUAGAGAGACUCUGCAGCCUCUACUUGCGCAAAGUCACUCCAGACAACUGGUCCGAGGACCUUUACAUCGUCUGUCUGUUGUUGGCGCUGGCACAAGCGCAAUCAAGCAAACAAAAGGAUGAAAAGCCUGAGACCUUCCCUGUGCGACUCCUCUUGGCUGUUGACGGAGACAAGAAUUUUGCCCAUGUCUUCCAGGCUGAUAUUGAUGCGCAUAUCCUCAAAGCACUUGACGAACCAACACUCGACUUGGAUGGAGUCACAUGGCCCAAGGUUACACACACGCGGGUAGCUUUCCAAUCUUACAUGACCUUUCCGGAUCGCAUCGUGGCGGAGCUGCUUGGGUCUUACAUGGAGGAAAAGGCUGUCGACGGAGUGUUAACACCUCAAGCCGAGAAGAGAAAGCAUGAGAAAGACGCGGAGGUUUCCUUGAAAAGAAUCAAGACCACCAUGUAG
Molecule: messenger RNA, 936 nt
Organism: Fusarium odoratissimum NRRL 54006
Lineage: Eukaryota; Fungi; Ascomycota; Sordariomycetes; Hypocreales; Nectriaceae
Exons: 3
Coding region: 1-936 (311 amino acids)
Source: RefSeq, a predicted model, not a curated record